UGAUUGGCUGCUGUUGGCGCGACGCUGCCGGCUGACGGCAGCGCCGUAGCCCGCUGCUCUCCUCCGAGAUGGCGGCGCUGUCAGCGUCUGGCGUUACCAGAAGAGGCCUCGCGUGGGUCGUCUUAGGGGCACCGCGGAGAGAAUUUUGGUCUCGAUUCAGAAAAGAGAAGAAGCCAUUGGUGCCUGAGACAGUAGAAGAGGUGAAGGAAAAACCUAUUUUGGUGUGUCCACCCUUACGAAGCCGAACAUACAUACCACCUGAAGAUCUCCAGAGUCGUGUGGAAUCUUGUGUCAGAGAAAUUUUUGGCUCAUCUGUUCCUAGCAGUUGGCAGGACGUGUCCCUGGAAGAUGGUCAUCUGAAAUUCGGGUUGUUGUCACGUUUAGCUGAUGACUUGGGCCAUGCAGUGCCCAACUCCAGGCUUCACCAGAUGUGCAGGGUCAGAGAUGUUCUUGAUUUCUAUAAUGUGCCUAUUCAUGAUAGAUCUAAAUUUGAUGAACUGAUUGCCAGUAAUCUGCCUCCCAAUUUAAAAAUCACUUGGGGUUAUUGAGCAACUCAGAAGAGGAGCAUCCUGAAAUCAUUUUGUCUUGAGCAAGGGGACUGGUUAUUAGACUUUUGAUACUUUACCAUGUGAAAUGCUAUCAGAAUUGUUCUCUAAAUCCUCUUUUUCUGUAGAAGAAUGAAUUAGCUCUUUUUUUCCCUCAUAUCAUGAAUUAACAACAGGAUUUUCUUUUUUCACAUUUGCUGAAGUCUUUUUUUUUUUUCUUUUGAUGGAAUUGAGUCAUUAAUCAUGUAUGAAAGUUUCCUUCUCUGGAGGACACUAAUUAUUAAACUUAGGUUUAAGAUAUGAGGCUAUUCUAUGUUCAGAUGUGGUCUUUAUUCUUUUAGGUGUAAAAUAGUAGAUGCAAAAAUAUGUUUAAAUCCUGUUAGGACUCUUAAGUCUAAGGUAGCAUUAUGUAUAGUAUGUAUACAAAUAAGGAAACUUGUUAAAGAAAUGUAAAAAGAGGGAAAAAAAAAGAAAUGUAAAAAGCAAUGUUUAUUAUAGCAAAUUGUUUCUUUCACUGCUUUACUCAUAGAAAUAGAAAAUGAUACUGGCUGUUCUAGACUAACCUCUUUUGGAAUUAAAGUAUAUUUUUGAAGUG
Molecule: messenger RNA, 1140 nt
Organism: Canis lupus familiaris (dog)
Lineage: Eukaryota; Metazoa; Chordata; Mammalia; Carnivora; Canidae
Gene: MRPL50
Product: mitochondrial ribosomal protein L50
Exons: 2
Coding region: 69-548 (159 amino acids)
Cellular component (GO): mitochondrial large ribosomal subunit; mitochondrion
Source: RefSeq, a predicted model, not a curated record